Molecule: messenger RNA, 1023 nt
Organism: Penicillium angulare
Lineage: Eukaryota; Fungi; Ascomycota; Eurotiomycetes; Eurotiales; Aspergillaceae
Product: amidohydrolase family protein
Exons: 3
Coding region: 1-1023 (340 amino acids)
Biological process (GO): secondary metabolic process
Cellular component (GO): cytoplasm; cytosol
Molecular function (GO): hydrolase activity; carboxy-lyase activity
Source: RefSeq, a predicted model, not a curated record
AUGGCUGACGAGGCGGCUGACUGGCUUCAGGAUAAGGUGUUGGGUUGGAUAUCUGCACCUCCAACCAACAAGAUCGACACACAUCAUCAUUAUGUCCCAUCAUUUUAUAGUAAAGGGGACCCAAGCGGCUGGCCAACCCCAUCGUGGACGCCCUUGAGGUCAAAGCUGCUUAUGAAACGUCUCGGCGUGCAAACCUCUAUUCUCUCUGUCACAGCCCCGGGAGCCUGUAUCCUGCAAGGUCAAGAAUCGGUUGACAUGGCGCGGAAACUAAACGAAUACGGCGCGGAACUGCGUGACAAAGAGCCUAGAGCCUUUGGCUUUUUCGCCUCGCUUCCGAGUCUCCUCGAUACGAAAGCUGCACUUGCCGAAAUUGCGUAUUCUUUAGACACACUGCAUGCAGAUGGCAUUACAGUUUUCACUCGCUACGGCCCUGGUAAUGUGUAUCUCGGACAUGCUUCACUGGAACCGGUCUGGGCCGAGCUUAAUCGCCGCAAAUGUGUUAUUUUCGUACAUCCUACACACCCCGCGGACACGACCCCGGUGAACCCACUGCUCCCACAGCCUGCUAUCGACUACCCGCAUGAGACAACCCGAGCUGCCAUGGAUAUGAUCAUACAGGGUACGCGUCGUAAAUACCCAAACUGCAAGGUCAUUCUAUCACAUGCAGGUGGUGCCCUUCCAUACCUAGUGACGCGGGUGGCAACACCGAUGCGCAAGGCUCCAGACUUUGCGGUCUCGCACCGCAUGGGCACGACCUAUUCGCAAGUUAUGGAUGACUUCCGCAGCUUCCACUUUGACUUGGCGCUGUCGUCAACGCCAUCCGUGCUGGGUUUGGCGCUGAAAAUGAUACCGCAUGAUCAUAUUCUUUAUGGGAGUGACUUUCCCUAUGCCCCGGUUACCGCCUAUCCGGCAUUCUUAGAGGAUUUGGAGGGUUAUGAAAUGAGUCCCGAAUUGAGAGAUAAGAUCAAUUUCCGGAACGCGAUACAAUUGAUUCCCAGGUUAGAAAAGAAUGCCAGAUAUUGA